AUGGACGAUAGCUUCUUAGAUCAUAUGAAUUCAAAAGAUUUAGAUGCAACGGACAGAACAAUAAAGGAAGCUUUAAUACGUUCUCAACAAACGAUGAGCUACACCUCAGUUUUCUUGAUGAGUUCAAUGAUUCAGAAUUGGCUGGUUCAAUCACUAGCAAAACUAAUGGUGGAACUAAUGGAUCAAGGUAAACAAACAGAUGACAAUGUAUAUUCAGCGAUUCGACAACUGACAAGUAGUAUUGUGGCUGAAUGCGGAAAUCGUAUAGAACAAUAA
Didymodactylos carnosus is the source of this 276-nucleotide messenger RNA. NCBI's taxonomy places the organism in Eukaryota, Metazoa, Rotifera, Eurotatoria, Philodinida, Philodinidae. The record is from the annotation of a GenBank genome assembly.